This is a messenger RNA of Paramecium sonneborni, 485 nucleotides long. Lineage: Eukaryota; Ciliophora; Oligohymenophorea; Peniculida; Parameciidae. The record is from the annotation of a GenBank genome assembly.
GAUGAUUAUUAAUAUUAAGAUAAACCAUAAAUUUGAUGAUUAGUAUUUACAAAACGAUUAUGAACGGAGUGGCAUCUAACAUCUUUUCAGGAAGAUAUUUAAGUAAUAUCAGCUCUGGUCUUAGGAAAUAGAGUAUCUUUAAGUUUGUGCUAGUUAUAUUAGCAUUGUCCUAAAAACUCUCGUAGCUUGGGAAAUAAAGAUAAAGUAGAUUUUAGCUCAUGCUAACUAUAAAAAGCAAUAUUUUGAUAGAUUGAUAGCAGUAAAAUUAUUCAUUAAUAUUCAGCAUAGUGUGAAUAAAUGAAUGGAAGAACUUUGAGCCAUCUUCUUUUUUAAAUUGCUACAUCUUUUAAUUAAUAGUACUACGAAUAAUAAAAUUAAUGUGAGCAAAAUUUUUGGUGAUCAUAGAAUGAAGAUGUAUCUUUAGUUGUUUAGUGAUUUAAUAAUAGAAUUGAGAAUGUAAUUUAUGGAGAUUUAAUAUUGAGUAG